This is a messenger RNA of Sphenostylis stenocarpa, 1488 nucleotides long. NCBI's taxonomy places the organism in Eukaryota, Viridiplantae, Streptophyta, Magnoliopsida, Fabales, Fabaceae. The record is from the annotation of a GenBank genome assembly.
AUGCAGGCACAAUACAUGAAAAAUGAUCCAAACUACCUCAGUUGCAAAAACAAAGAAUGCAAGAAAUACCAAAAUGGGAAAUGUGUUAUCUCAACGUGCAGUGGUUCAAUACAGUUUCAUGUUAUCAAUAUUAGAAGUGACAUUGAGUUCGUGUUCUUCUCUGAUGGAUUCCUGAAACCCUGCCUUGUGGGAAGGUCCACGCCUCUGAGUUUUGCUAAUCCCAAGAUGCCACUCUAUGGACAUCUAUCAAGCAUAGAUUCAACUGGAACAUCGAUGAGAUUGACAUGGGUUAGUGGAGACAAGGAACCUCAGCAAAUCCAAUAUGGAAUUGGAAAAACAGUUACUUCAACAGUCACUACAUUCUCACAAGCUGAUAUGUGCAGUUCAGCGCUGCCCAGUCCUGCUAAGGAUUUUGGAUGGCAUGAUCCGGGUUACAUCCAUUCAGCAGUUAUGACAGGACUAAAGCCUUCCAGCGCCUUUUCGUACAAAUACGGAAGUGACUCGGUUGGUUGGAGUAAACAAAUCCAGUUUUCAACUCCACCAGCUGGAGGAUCUGAUGAGCUCAGAUUCAUUGCGUAUGGUGAUAUGGGUAAAACUCCUCUUGAUGCUUCUAAAGAACACUACAUUCAGCCAGGAGCUCUUUCAGUGAUUAAAGCAAUAGCCAACGAUGUAAAUUCCAACAAAGUAAAUUCAGUCUUUCACAUCGGAGAUAUAAGCUAUGCAACAGGUUUUCUAGCAGAAUGGGAUUUCUUUCUUCAUCUCAUCAACCCAGUAGCUUCCAGGCUUUCUUAUAUGACAGCAAUAGGGAAUCAUGAGAGGGAUUAUAUAGAUUCUGGUUCAGUAUAUGUUACUCCUGACUCUGGUGGGGAAUGUGGAGUACCUUAUGAAACAUACUUUCCAAUGCCAACUUCAGCAAAAGAUAAGCCUUGGUACUCUAUUGAACAAGGAAGUGUUCAUUUCACAGUAAUGUCAACUGAGCAUGAUUGGUCAGAGAAUUCUGAGCAGCAUAAGUGGAUGCAAAAGGACAUGGCAUCGGUUAAUCGACAGAAAACUCCUUGGUUAAUCUUCAUGGGACAUAGACAGAUGUACACUUCUCACCAUGGAUUUUUACUUUCUGAAAACAAAUUUAAUGAAGCUGUGGAGCCAUUGCUAUUUCAAAAUAAGGUUGACUUGGCUCUUUUCGGCCAUGUGCAUAACUAUGAGAGAACUUGUUCUGUGUUUCAACAUAAAUGUAAAGCCAUGCCUACAAAAGAUAAAAAUGGAGUAGACACAUAUGAUGGCCGAAAUUACAGUGCCCCUGUGCAAGUUGUCAUUGGCAUGGCUGGCUUCACCUUGGACAAUUUCUCAAACAAUGGGGAGAGCUGGAGCCUGAAAAGGAUUUCCGAGUUUGGUUAUUUAAGAGCACACGCUACAAGGAACCUCUUAAACGUGGAGUUUGUCAUCUCGGAUACAAAAGAAGUUAAGGACAGUUUCCGUAUAACAAAGUGA